UGACUGCCGGGGUGAUUCCUCCGGUCACCAGGGGCUGCUUCCUACUGUAUUCCCACCGUGUGCUCCGGGGGGAGGAACCUGUUCCCGUAACCUCUGGAUGAAUGCCCGACUCCGGGAUAUCUCCGCCGACACAGGGUUGAUGUUUCCUCACCGGGCGCCCUCAGGGUCGCUUUCAAGCCUGACCGCCGCCGGCUCCCCGUCGCCGUCAUCCUCGUGAGCGAGCCGGUCGAUCGCCUCCAGCUCACCGCCACCUGCCAGCGGAGCAGCCCGCCGCUUCACCUCCACCCCCGUCUGCGCCGCCAUGGACACGGAGUCUACGUACUCGGGCUACUCCUACUACUCUGGACGCUCCCGGGGAUCCCACAGGCACGGGGAGCGAAGCCGGGAGCGAAGCCGGGACCGCCAUAAGGCCCGCGGCAAAGACAGCCGCUCGGAGAAGUCCAUCACCAUCACCACCACGCCCGCCGAGCCGCUGCUGGGCGACUCGGCCGCUCGCGCUGAGCAGGUCCAGGACGACAACUGGGGCGAGACCACCACGGCGGUGACGGGCACGUCGGAGCACAGCCUGUCCCAGGAGGACAUCGUGCGCAUCACCAAGGACCUGGAGGACAGCGUGGGGCUGGACUGCCGCCGCUACUUCUCCCUGGCGCUGGCCGUGGCGCUGGGCCUGCUGGUGUUCCUCACGCCGCUCGCCUUCCUGGCGCUGCCCCACCUGCUCUGGCCCGAGAAGCUGCAGAGCUGCGGCACGGCGUGCGAGGGCCUCUUCAUCUCCGUGGCCUUCAAGCUGCUCAUCCUGCUGCUGGCCGUCUGGGCGCUGUUCUUCCGGCCGCCGCGGGCCGGCCUCCCGCGGGUCUUCGUGUUCCGGGCGCUGCUCGCCGUGCUGGUGCUGCUCUUCGUGGUCUCGUACUGGCUGUUCUACGGCGUCCGGAUCCUCGACUCGCAGGAUGAGAACUACCAGGGCAUCGUGCAGUACGCUGUGUCGCUGGUGGACGCCCUGCUCUUCAUCCACUACCUGGCCAUCGUGCUGCUGGAGCUGCGCCAGCUGCAGCCGUGCUUCUCCGUGUGCGUGGCGCGCUCCACCGACGGCGAGACGCGCCACUACAACCUGGGGAGGCUCAGCAUCCAGCGGGCGGCUCUGGCCGUCUUGGAGCGCUACUACUGCGACUUCCCGGUGCACAACCCGGCGCUGCUGUCCGCCUCCAAGUCCCGCGCCGCCAAGCACCUGGCCGGCCUCAAGGUGUACAGCGUGGACGGUCCGGGGAACAACGCGCCGCCGCCGCUGACGCCGCCGGCGGCGGGCCUCGCCCACUCCCAGUCCCGGGCCAUGAUCGCAGCCGCCGCCCGCCGCCGAGACACCAGCCACAACGAGCUGUACUACGAGGAGGCGGAGCACGAGAGGCGCGUGCGCAAGCGAAAAUCGCGGCUGGUAGUGGCGGUGGAGGAGGCGUUCACGCACAUUAAGCGCAUGCAGGAGGAGGAGCAGAAGAAGGCCCCGGGGGACGUGAUGGACCCCCGGGAGGCGGCACAGGCCAUCUUCCCGUCCAUGGCGCGCGCCCUGCAGAAGUACCUGAGGACCACCCGGCAGCAGCACUGCCACAGCAUGGAGAGCAUCCAGCAGCACCUGGCCUUCUGCAUCACCUACAGCAUGGCGCCCAAGGCGUUCCUGGAGUGCUACCUGACCCCAGGCCCCACCCUGCAGUACAGCCGGGACCACUGGCUGGCCCGCCAGUGGACGCUGGUCAGCGAGGUGUCGGUGACCGGCGGCCUGGCGGACGGCUCCACCUUCGUGCUGCGCUGCGCCGACUUCAGCCUGGUGGUGACGACGCGGACGAUCCCGUACAUCCAGCUGUCGGAGGAGUACGUCGACCCCAAGUCGCACAAGUUCGUGCUGCGGCUUCAGUCGGAGACCUCCGUGUAGGAACCCCGGAACUCUGUGUGUGAAUCCCUCGCUCUCAAAUGUUUCACUUUGGGUCUGCAGGUGUUUUAAUAUAUAUAUAUAACAUAUGAAUAUAUUAUCUUUUUUUUAAAUGUUUUGAUUUGGACGGGGCGGGGGAACGAUCAAUGAACCCCCGAGGACGGCGGUGGGCUUGAGUUCGGUUGUUUUUAAUCGGACGUCUUCGUCGGCUACAUUUUAAAAGUAUUUGAACCGUCAGCAAAAAUAAAUGCAUCUGACAAAAAGAAAACGCCCAUCAGACGUUGCAUUAAAUGCACAUCGACGUACGUUUAAAUGAAAAGAAGACUCCGCGCCAGAGGGCGGAACAUGUGACCUCUCUCAUCUCCUCAUCACCGCCGCUGCAGAGCUCUUCUUCUCCUCACAGGUGCAAUAGAGCAACAACCACAGACACCACAGACACGUUCCCACGCUUUAACCCGGAUCAGAAGAGACGCUGGGCUUUCUGCCUGUCACGGAUACAAAGUGCUACUGAAGGAGAACUCUGAGAAACUGAAAUAUCGUACACUUUCAUAUUCAAGACAGUUUUCCAAGCUUAUCGAAGCCCAGAUCAAAAAAAUAAUGACCAGCGUUGUGCUACAACGACUGUGUCAUAGUGUGAUGUGCACAUUCCACAGCACUCUGUCUCCUGCUGCUCGGCUGCUUUGGGUUCAUAGUCCCGAUUGGUUAAUCUUCCAUCAGCAAAGCUCAACUUUUGCUUUUGUUUUUUUUACACAAGGGGAACGCUGCUAAACCUUUUUUAUGUGUUUCUGCCGAUCCAUUUUCUGUGUCUGAUUUUAAGUUUUUUAUUUCUCCUGCGUUAAGAACAAGUGAGAUUUUUUUAAUUCAAAAACACAAUCAUAAUCUUUCAGUUCCUUAAAAAAAAGAAAAGUAAAGGUAUCCAAUGCGGGGGUCCAAAACUGUUUAGCUAAAGGCGGGACAGUUAGGAUUCAUGUGAUUAAAACUCCCCUGAAAGACAACUCUUCAGACCUGUGGUAGUGACGCACUGGAGCCCCUUGUGGCCAACAGUAAUAUUACAACAACAAACACAAUGAUGUAGAGAGACGGAAACAUAGAAGGUUCUCAGUCAAACAUGUUCACGUCUCAGAGAAAGUGUGUUUUGAAUCCAUGCUGUGUAGAUGGACAUCACACAGAUGUUACACAAAUGUUACACAGAUGUUACCACGACAAUAAAAGGCCACUGUUUGAGAAUCUGAGUGCGUUGAGAGUGCGAGCCGCGGCAGGGCGGGACCUCCCUCCCAACAGGACCGUCUGGUUUUCCUCCACUACCUGGAGUCCCUCGGGGUCAGAAGGGAGUUUGUUUCGUUCACCUGAUGAACCGGCCAGACGAAUCCAGAUAAUUGCACUGAAACAAAAGGUCGACAACCUUGUGUGUGUGUGUGUGUGUGUGUGUGUGUGUGUGUGUAACCCGCUGCAAAGAAGGAAAAUAGUGAUGUGUCUUCUCUCUGUGAGCAGGGCUGCUCCCUGCUGCCCCCUGGCUGGAGAAUGUCACGUUGUCUGCCUGAGGGGAGCCGCACAAAAAAACAUUUUACACACACACACACACACACACACCAAGAUGCUGGUGAGUUAAGCAAAAAAAAAACAUUUCACUGUUAACUUGUAACUGGGGUAAAAAUGCAAAAAAAAGACUUCUUUGUGACCCGAUGUGACUAUGCCUCCUGUUUUUACACUGUAACUAUUUAUGUAAACAAGCAUGUGUGUGUGUGCAUGCACACGUGUGUAUGCCAUUCCAGUUCACACGACCAGCCCCCCCCCCCCCACACACACACACACACACAUCACCGCCGUCUGCCACGCUGUUGCCGGGUUACAGUCCGAUGACUUGACAUGUUUCACUUUCACAGGUAUUAGCGUUUGUAUGAAAACAAUAAUAAACAUUUUUAUGAACA
Molecule: messenger RNA, 3843 nt
Organism: Pseudoliparis swirei
Lineage: Eukaryota; Metazoa; Chordata; Actinopteri; Perciformes; Liparidae
Gene: vangl1
Product: VANGL planar cell polarity protein 1
Exons: 9
Coding region: 302-1918 (538 amino acids)
Biological process (GO): multicellular organism development
Cellular component (GO): plasma membrane
Source: RefSeq, a predicted model, not a curated record